This is a messenger RNA of Penicillium lagena, 474 nucleotides long. RefSeq names its product 60S ribosomal protein eL24. The record is from RefSeq and is a predicted model, not a curated record. Gene Ontology annotation, biological process: cytoplasmic translation. Gene Ontology annotation, molecular function: structural constituent of ribosome; mRNA binding. Gene Ontology annotation, cellular component: cytosolic large ribosomal subunit. Lineage: Eukaryota; Fungi; Ascomycota; Eurotiomycetes; Eurotiales; Aspergillaceae. Bases 1 to 474 code for a protein of 157 amino acids. The transcript is spliced from 3 exons.
AUGCGUACCUACGACGACUCCUUCAGCGGCCAGAAGAUCUACCCCGGCAAGGGUAAGCUGUUCAUCCGCGGUGACAGCAAGAUCUUCCGCUUCCAGAAUGGAAAGUCCGAGUCGCUCUUCCUCCAGCGCAAGAACCCUCGCCGGAUAGCUUGGACUGUUCUGUUCCGUCGCCAGCACCGCAAGGGUAUCUCUGAGGAAGUUGCCAAGAAGCGCACCCGCCGUGUGGUGAAGCACCAGCGUGCCGUCGUUGGCGCCUCUCUCGACGUGAUCAAGGAGCGCCGCAACCAGCGCCCCGAGGCCCGCGAGGCCGCCCGCAAGCAAGCCAUCAAGGACGCCAAGGAGAAGAAGGCCGCGUCCGAGAGCCGCAAGAAGGCCGAGAAGGCCAAGAACGCUACUAAGGGCGGUGCCCAGCGCAUCCAGAGCAAGCAGGGUGCUAAGGGCUCUGCUCCCAAGGUUGCCGCCAAGAGCCGCUAA